Molecule: messenger RNA, 309 nt
Organism: Trichomonas vaginalis G3
Lineage: Eukaryota; Parabasalia; Trichomonadida; Trichomonadidae
Exons: 1
Coding region: 1-309 (102 amino acids)
Source: RefSeq, a predicted model, not a curated record
AUGGAACUUUCCAGUAAACGAGAACAGUACUUUGAUAUUCUGAAUGAAAAAUAUUAUUCGUACAAAACUCAAAUUAAAGAGUUAAAAGAGGAAAAUAAGCAACUUGAAGAUCUAAAAGAAGUAAUGCAGAUAGAGAACAACUCUCUUUCUAAGAAUAGACUUCUUAUCAAAGAAAUGUCUUCUCAACUGGCUGAUUUGAAAGAAAAAAGACAACAUUUGGAAGGUAUGGCCGAAAUGAGAAAAACCUUUGGAGUUAAAUCCAGUCCGAAAAACAAAUCUCCAAGAAGAAAGACAGCAAAACGUAAAUGA